Molecule: messenger RNA, 1610 nt
Organism: Paramuricea clavata
Lineage: Eukaryota; Metazoa; Cnidaria; Anthozoa; Malacalcyonacea; Plexauridae
Source: the annotation of a GenBank genome assembly
AUGGCAGAUAGCGAGGACGACGAAAGUUUAGCAGGUUUGACGCAGAACACGUUUCUGAAGGCACCUUUAGAGCCUUGUUUCGACCUGUUCAGUGGAUUAUUGGAGGGCGAUUGUAAUGUUGGUGAUGGUAGUAAUAAUACCUCGAAUAAUACAAUAACAUAUUCUGAUCAUGUUUUAACGGCGGAAAAAGAAUUAAAUGAAGCCUUAAAAUGCCGCUACUCUGAAAAUAGGCGGAAAAUAUCGCUAGUUACAGACAAGGAAGUUGAGUUGAUUAAGGAAAGUCGAAUUCCAAAUAACACGAAACACAACACUAGUUGGUCUGUCGGCGUUUGGCAGGAUUGGGCAAAAGGAAGAAACGCGAGAGUAAUAGAACUAGGCGUUGUCGACAAGCUAGUCAUGUCAGAUAUCUUAAAAGUGCCUGAAGAAGAACUUAACUAUUGGUUAGCUAAGUUUGUGGUCGAGGUUCGCAAAAAGGCAGAAUUUUAUCCGCCCAAGACACUUUAUCAGAUAUGUUGUGGGCUAUUACGAUUUUUGCGAAAUAAUGGUCGGGCAGCAUUGAAUAUAUUUGAUGAUCCCAUGUUUAAGCAUUUUCAGGAUACUUUAGAUGGUGAAAUGAAGCGACUUACUAGUCUCGAUGUUGGUGCAAAUGUCCGACAAGCGCAAGCAUUUUCAGAAGAGCAAGAAGAACUUUUGUGGAAAUCAAAUCUACUGGGCUCCGACUCACCAGUGACAUUACUAAAUACAAUGGUUUUUUUGAUCGGCAAGAAUUUUUCGCUUCGGAACGGAAAAGAACAUCGUUCAUUAAAGUUCAGUCAACUUACACUGGAAGCUGCGACUGGGGAUGAACCUGAGAAGCUUAUUUACACAUCUUUUGGAGAAAAGAAUAACUUGGGUGGUCUUAAACAUCGUGCCAUGAAACGGAAGCGUGUGGAGCAUUACGCAAACGAUGCGUGUCCUGAUCGUUGUAUGGUGCAUUUAUAUAAGAUGUAUGUGGAGAGAUGCCCUUCUGAAGCCAUAAUAAAGGAUGUGUUUUACGUUACUCCCAAGCGAAAGUGUCUUGAUUCUGAUAAAGGUAUGUUAUGCUACUGAUAUUUUGAAUAUCCUUUGCUUAGAAUUUAAAUUGUUAAAUUUUUGUUCUUUUAGUGUGGUUCACGUUAAACCCAGUUGGCCACAAUACGUUGGGCAAUACGGUGAAACAUUUGUGUGAGAAAGCUGAGAAAGCUGGCAUUGAAGGGCAUUACACGAAUCAUAGUCUUAGGGCUACUACUGCAACACGUGGUCUUGAAAAAGGGAUUGCGGAGAAAUAUGUCAUGGAGAGAACCGGCCAUAGAGAUGUGAGAUCACUUCAGCGAUAUCAAAGACCGAACGUCCAACAAAAGAUUGAGAUUUCAAGAGCGUUUGAUUUAUCGUUGUCUCAUGAGGAAACUAAUUUGGACUACGCAGAAGUGUCGAAUAUAAAAAAUGUCAUUGAUUGUAGUAAGAAAGAAGUAGAAAUAGAUACUUUAAAUACUAAAGACAAGGUAAAACGUUGUAAGAAUGAGAAGAGUGAAACAACGCGCUCUGCAUUUAAUAAUUGUACUUUUUUUGUGCAGCAGGACUUUUUAGCUUGA